AUGGAAUGCAACGAGAAACUUGGAGCUGUGGCUGAUGAUGCAGGGUUGCAUUAUGUCCAGUUAAGGAUGCCGAGAGGUUUCGAUUUCUGGUUCGGAAUUGAUCUGAAUGAGCCAGCUGACCAAGAUUUUGUUCCUGGAAGCAAUGACAAUGAAGCUGGAUCAUCUCAUGCUCCUCCGGUUUGGGAAGGCACUCCUGAUCAAGGUUUUGUUCCUGGUAAUAACAGCAAUGCUGCAGGAACAUCUCAUGGUGGUCCUAAUUGGGAAAAUGUUGAUGCAACUGGGCCAUUUGGACCUUAUUCGGGUGGUCAGAGUAGCGAUGCACAAGUCGACCCGAAGGACACUUCGGACAGAGGCACUAACGCCGGAUCAGGUUUCCAGACUGGUGUUACUUUACCAAGUGAGGACAGUGGUGAGGAAGGUGAAGUUCAGUCAACACCAGAAGGGUUUUCCCCCAAGACACCAUUUCUUGGCAUGAAAUUUGACACCUGGGAAGCUGCUCUGUCACAUUACAAUACGUAUGCGCAUCAUGUUGGCUUCUCCGUUAGGAUUGAAUCAUCUAGGAAGUCUACAAGAGAUGGAGAGAAAGACAAAUGUUUGUUUGUUUGCAACAAAACAGGGAACAAUUCAUUACCACCUACUCCUGUCAAGAUUAGAAACCGAGCUAUCACAAAAUUGGCAGAUUGCAAGGCGAAAAUGAGGAUUAAAAGAUCUGGUGCCAGAUGGGAAGUUACUCAGUUUGUCGAGGAGCAUACGCAUGAAUUUGUUGAGAAAUUUGCUCUGAAAAAAUUCCUGAGGUCACACAACAAAAUUCCAAAAGAAGAGAAGAAGUUCAUUGAUUUGCUAAGUAAUGUAAAUCUCAGUUCGGGAAGGAUUAUGCAAAUCAUGACGGAAUUAUAUGGGAGCAAGCAGAAUGUACCUUACAGUACUAAAACAAUUAGCAAUUACAGAGCCCAACAUAGUGAAGAACGGAAAAUCAAAGACAUCCCUGAGUUGUUGAAAUACUUUGAGAAGCUAAAAGAGGAUGAUCCUAGGUUUUAUUAUGACUACAAGCUAGACGAUGACAAUAGGGUUGAGAACAUCUUUUGGGUCGAUGGUGCUGCCAGAGAUGUGUACAAGCUGUAUAAUGAUUGCAUAUCGUUUGACACAACCUUCAUGACUAAUCAGUACAACAUGCCUUGCGCACCAUUCAUUGGGAUCAAUAGAUAUGGUCAGUCCAUACAGCUUGGUUGUGGUUUCCUGAGGAAUGAGAGGGUUGCGAACUUUGAGUGGCUAUUCCGGACAUUCUUAGUAGCAAUGGAUGGUCUGCACCCUCUGAACAUUAUUACUGACCAGGAUGUAGCUAUGAGGACUGCAAUUGAAAUGGUGUUCCCUGACACCAUUCACCGGAACUGCAGAUGGCAUAUCAUGCAGAAGGUUCAGGAAAAAAUUGGUCCUAUGGCAGCCAAAAGAGAAGACUUGAGAAGAGAUUUCAAUGAUGUUAUUGACUAUAGUGUUACUGAAGAAGAAUUUGAAACUAGGUGGGCUGAGAUGAUCCAAAAACAUGAUGUUGUUGAUAAUGAUCAUUUCAAGGACAUAUAUGGACUAAGGAAAUGUUUUGUUCCUGCUUAUUUCAUGAAGCGCUUUUUCCCAUUCUUGCAAACAACAGCUCGCAGUGAAGGGUUUAAUGCUGUUUUGAAGCAGUACAUAAGCCCACGUGAAAGCCUACUUAAUUUCUUCAAGCAGUAUAUGAAAUUACAAGAGAAGAUUGAUUGUGCUGAGGAUGGGCAUGAUUUCAUGGGAAUGGACAAAGUUGUUAGGUUGUGGGGAGAUUUUCCAAUGGAGGAUCAAAUUUUGCAGACCUACACUCUACCCAUCUACAACAUUUUCCAGCUGGAGUUGCGGAAGAUAACAUCCUACAAUGCUAGGGACUGUGGUGGUGGUGUGUUUGAGGUUUUCCCAGUGCAAGGUACUGUAUAUGGUUAUGGCAGAAGAACCUAUGUGGUUGAUGUUGAUCUUGAAAAUCUCAUGUACAACUGCCAGUGCUGCAAGUUUUACAAGGAUGGAAUUCUUUGUUGCCACAUUAUGAAAGUAAUGUCUUACAUUGGUGAAGUGCGAGAGAUACCUGAGCACUACAUUCUACCUAGGUGGUCCCUACCCCCUCCUGAUAUUGUUCCAUCCAUUGUCGAGCCAGUACAGAGAAAAACAGAGAAAAAAAUGUCUAGAAAAGACAUGAGGUUACUACGGUAUGGGAAUCUUUGCAAUGAUUUUUCAAAACUCGCGGUUGAAUUGGCAGUUUCUGAGAAAACAAAAGAAAUAGCAGACAAGCACAUGAUUGCAAUGAGCAAAGAACUAGCUGCUUUGAAGAAAGCUAAUGCAGAUGCACUGAAGAGGAGGAAAAACAAAUCAGUUGCAACUGAAGAUAUUUCAGAUUCUUCUCCCUUUGAGGGAAGAAUGGAUGAAGAUGUUUCUCAAUCUAGAAACAGAAACAAGAAAGCAAAGGACCCCCCUGUUACUGCAGCUAAAGGAAGACCAUGCAGUAAAAGGAAGAAAAGUGGACUCCAGCUAAAGAAGCCUAACCCAACUACUUGUAGUGUUUGUGGUGAAAUAGAUCAUGAUGCAAGGAAUUGUCCAGUAAGAUUGGCAAAUCCAGAAAAAUUCCCUUUUCAUCAAUUUUUCCAGUGA
Messenger RNA from Lolium perenne, 2661 nucleotides. RefSeq names its product protein FAR1-RELATED SEQUENCE 5-like. Lineage: Eukaryota; Viridiplantae; Streptophyta; Magnoliopsida; Poales; Poaceae. The record is from RefSeq and is a predicted model, not a curated record. Gene Ontology annotation, molecular function: zinc ion binding.